Metarhizium album ARSEF 1941 is the source of this 963-nucleotide messenger RNA. RefSeq lists its product as uncharacterized. The record is from RefSeq and is a predicted model, not a curated record. Bases 1 to 963 code for a protein of 320 amino acids. Lineage: Eukaryota; Fungi; Ascomycota; Sordariomycetes; Hypocreales; Clavicipitaceae. The transcript is spliced from 3 exons.
AUGUCGAGACAACCCCGCCCCCAGGGAGCGUCUACGCAGCCCACCGCGACUCGGCAGAAUGAGUACUUCGUGCCGCGCGACGGCAUCGACCGUGAGGUCAUCUCUGCCGACAUUUGCCGCUACCUGGGCAACGAUGCCUUGAAUCCUGAAACCGGUCAGGUCGCUCAAGGAUACUACAUCACCGCAUAUAGAAACCUAACAAGCGCCAUGAUCGAUGAUUUGAGAGCUGACUCGGCGCGCUGGGACAGUGAAAGGCGUGCGCAAACUUCGCGCAAUGCCGCUGGAGGUAUCCAUACCUCGAGAGAUGCCACUGGCGUUCCUGCGAGACCCUCAUCUAACUCAACAGCAGUCCAAUACCGCCAAUCCGAGACUCACCAGUCUCGCCAACAUCUCGGGCCUACCGAGCCCCCUUCUUUUCAGCCCGAGUCAUAUCCACGUGAAUCCUAUGACGGACCAAGAUACCCUGGCACUGGCGCUCCUGGAUAUACUGGUGCUUCUAGCGCAUACCAGCAACAACCUCCACAACAGCCCUUUGGUGCCUCAAAUGGCGGUGGCUUCAAUACCGGCUUCCAGCAGCCUCAACAGUCGCCGCCUCUGGACCCGAGGUACACUACUGCCCAGCCCGGUUCAAUGAUGCGUCCGGGCUAUCAACCAAACCAGGAUGCUCCAUACAUUGGCACUGGUGCCAAUCUGCCCCAGUCGGGUUAUUCAGUCCCCAGCGAUCCUUAUUCCAGCCGGAUGGGAACUUCUGCAGCCGCUCCCCAGCAGCCAGUGUAUUCCACGGCACCACCGCCUCAACCUGGAUACCCAGUUCCCCAAUAUCAGUAUCAAGGCCAGGCUCCUCCCCCCACCGCUGGCGGCCACUCGUAUCAGGCUAUGCAACCCCAUGACCCAUUCUAUGGUCGAGGUGCGUCCAAGCAGAGAUCAUGCGAGCCAAGUUCGCCCAAAAGGCCCCGCGUCUAA